Messenger RNA from Alexandromys fortis (reed vole), 2096 nucleotides. It is a transcript of the gene Hs3st4, whose product is annotated as heparan sulfate-glucosamine 3-sulfotransferase 4. Lineage: Eukaryota; Metazoa; Chordata; Mammalia; Rodentia; Cricetidae. The record is from RefSeq and is a predicted model, not a curated record. Bases 1 to 1353 code for a protein of 450 amino acids. Gene Ontology annotation, molecular function: [heparan sulfate]-glucosamine 3-sulfotransferase activity. The transcript has 2 exons.
AUGGCCCGGUGGCCCUCACCGCCUCCGCCUCCGCCGCCGCCGCCGCCGCUCGCCGCGCCGCCGCCGCCGCUGCCCGGCGCCUCCGCUAAAGGGCCGCCGGCGCGCAAGCUGCUCUUCAUGUGUACCCUGUCCCUGUCCGUCACCUACCUGUGCUACAGCCUGCUGGGCGGCUCGGGCUCGCUGCAGUUCCCGCUGGCGCUGCAGGAGACCCCGGGAGCCGCCGCGGAGCCCCCGCCGAGCCCGCCACCUUCCUCGCCACCGCCACCCCGCGUGCGCCCCGGCGCCUCCUCUCCACCGCCGGACAACGCGAGCCACGGACCGCCGCCCGAGCCCUCCGAGCGCUUCACGGCACCCGCGGCCGACGGCUGGGGAUUGGCGAGCGGCGGCGGCUCCCGGGACGUCUGGUCCCGGAGCCCACUGACCCCAGGAGACGCGGUCACAGCACAGGGUGCGCUGCUGGGGCGCGGGGCGCAGGAACCGGGCGCCACCGAGGAACUGGCAGGCCCGAGGGCGACCAAUGCGAGCGCGGAGCGGGACCCCGCCAGCACCCCUGAUUACGGGGAGAAGAAGCUGCCCCAGGCGUUGAUCAUCGGGGUCAAGAAAGGAGGGACACGCGCGCUGCUCGAGGCUAUCCGUGUCCACCCGGACGUGCGGGCGGUGGGUGUAGAGCCGCACUUCUUCGACAGGAACUACGAGAAGGGGCUGGAGUGGUACAGAAAUGUGAUGCCCAAGACAGUGGACGGGCAGAUAACCAUGGAGAAGACGCCCAGUUACUUUGUGACAAACGAGGCUCCCAAGCGCAUUCACUCUAUGGCCAAGGACAUCAAACUCAUCGUGGUGGUGCGAAACCCGGUGACCAGGGCCAUUUCUGACUAUACCCAGACGCUGUCAAAGAAGCCAGAGAUCCCUACCUUUGAGGUGCUGGCCUUCAAAAACCGGACCCUGGGGCUGAUUGAUGCCUCGUGGAGUGCCAUCCGCAUCGGGAUCUAUGCUCUGCACCUGGAGAACUGGCUGCAGUACUUCCCGCUCUCUCAGAUCCUGUUCGUCAGUGGAGAGCGGCUCAUAGUGGACCCUGCAGGGGAGAUGGCCAAAGUACAGGAUUUCCUAGGCCUCAAGCGUGUUGUGACAGAGAAGCACUUUUACUUCAACAAAACCAAGGGAUUCCCCUGCCUGAAGAAGCCAGAAGACAGCAGUGCCCCAAGAUGUUUGGGCAAGAGCAAAGGUCGGACUCAUCCCCGCAUUGACCCAGAUGUCAUCCACAGACUUCGGAAAUUCUACAAACCCUUCAACAUGAUGUUUUACCAAAUGACUGGUCAAGAUUUUCAGUGGGAACAGGAAGAGGGUGAUAAGUGAGGCUUACAGUGUGGAGGGAAGGCUAAGAAAUAGCAAGGAUACUCUUUACCAGAGUCCCACAUUCCCCAGGUUCUGAAGCUUUGGCCAUGCUGGAGUGCCAAGUAGAUUGCCAACCUCAUCCAAUCAGGCUACUUCCAAUGUUGUGGGCUUAGGCAAAGGUAUAGAUCUCAUGGCAUCCCUGUGAAGGAACCAGCUGUACCUGGUGGACAAGGUGGCCACCAGAAUCUACCAUGAAUAUUUAGCCUCUACUAGUUAAUAGAGGCUUGAAGACAGGAUAAACAUCUUCCAGUGUCAAAGACGUAUGCUAUGAUGUUGAGGAGUGGCAAAAAGAAAGGAAAGGAAAGGAGAGGAAAGGAAAUGAAAGGAGAGGAAAGGAAAGGAAAGGAGAGGAAAGGAAAGGAGAGGAAAGGAAAGGAAAGGAAAGGAAAAAUAGGCAAGAAGGAAGGAAAAAAGGAUAGGAAAGAAGGAAGGAAGAAAGAAAGGAUAGGAAAGGAGGAGGGAAGGCUAGGAAGGAAGGAAGAAAGGAAAUAAGAAAAGAAGAAAGGAUAGGAAAGAAGGAAAUAAGAAAAGAAGAAAGGAUAUGAAAGAAGGAAGGAAAUAAGAAAAGAAGAAAGGAUAGGAAAGAAGGAAGGAAGGAAGGAUAGAAAAGAAGGAAGGAUAGGAAAGAAGAAAUAAAAUAAGAAAAGAAGAAAGGAUAGGGAAGAAGGAAGGAAGGAAGGAAGGAAGGAAGGAAGGAAGGAAGG